UCGGGAAGGUUGUGCACUGUUGACCGAUAGCUGAGGAUUUUUGGAAUACUUGUUGUUCGUUCAUUAUUGAGAAGACCAAGGGAUAAUAGUGAAGUUGAAUUUUCGGGAUUCCCCUCUGUGCGUGAUAGGUAGGGUGUUGAUGUGGAUAAUUAACGACCGGUUUGAACAACUGUGAUGAGAUAUAAAGUACUGAAAGCUCCAGGGAUUUUGUGUACAUCGAGGGGUGAAUGGUAUUGAGAAUUUUGGACACAAUGUACUCAUCUCACUGAUCACGUUGAUUGCAUACGUUUUGGGGUAUCAUGGUUAAAGUAUCUGUUGAAAGUCCCUGGAAUUGACGACUUGCUUUGUUAGCUCCCUUUCAAUGUCACAGUGAAACUCGUAAAUUUGUGGGGUGCAGUAACGACUUUGUCGAGGAAAACAUCACUCGUCACGGUGUGAGUAACGUUACCUCGGACAUGACAAAGGUGAUAAGAUAGAAAGAAGUUGGAGUGAAAAAAGGUAUAGAAAAAUAACAAAGGAGGGAAGGUAGAAGUUGAAGAGAGGUAAGGAAAACGAGGAGCUGCAGAGUGAAGCGCGAAACGGUUUCGCAUUCCGCACGGCGAAUGGGAGUAGGAGAGGAGAGAAGAGGCGUGCACGGAAUAAUUUCCAAGAAGGAAGGACAAUUGUUGGUUUGAAUAGAAAAGAAAGAGGGAGAUCGAGCGCGAGAGAAAACGAGGGACAAGACAACGGAGAGGGCAAAAUCCAGACGAGCGGAAAUACAAGUGCCGAGAUGCUUGCCACAGGGCAUCUAGUUUUUAUAGAAAACCAGGAGGAAGUGUGGUAUUGUGCCGUUGUCACUAGUACCUCGAUGUAACUCUUGGUUGCAACAAAACACUAAGAGGGAGAGGAAGAAACACUUGAGUAAUGAGAGCCCUGUGGAUUUGUUGAGAAAUUCCUGGCGGUAAUGAGCAAGCAGAAUAAUCAUCAAACGAUGAAGUUCACUGAUAAAAAAUCCCCGUUAUCGUUGCCCAUGGGACUAACUUGGUGUUUGGUAUUUGGUGUAUGUCAUGUGCUGGCUGUUACCAGUGCACCACCACCCAAAUUCGAAGUACCUGAACACUGCAAUUGGGAAAGCGAUGCUACAUUAACAUGUAUCUAUCGAUUUAUGGAUAGUGACAAUUCGCCCCAUUCAAAUUUAUCACGUGUUACCAGUGACUAUGUUACAACGAUGAAUAUCAUUUGUAAGGAUUGGGAUCCAGAGACUGGUACGAGUUCAACAAUCGUCGAGGAUUUUCUUCAUCUAUGGCGCCUACGUGAACUUCGUUUAAUUGGAUGCAAAUUCAUUUAUUGGCCGGCGAGGAUGCUCAACGGUUUUCGGGAUUUGCGUAAUUUAACAAUUAAAAGUCUCAAUGGUAGGAAGAGUAAGCUCAGUCUUGAGCUUGAGCGUGGUGCCUUUGACAUGACGCCAUUGAUUGAAAAAAUUGAUCUGUCUUUCAACAAUAUAUGGCAAUUGCCCGAGAGUAUAUUCUGUCCAUUGGCGAAUUUAGUGUCACUGAAUGUGUCGUGGAAUAUGUUGAAGGAUGUUACGGAAUUGGGAUUCAGUGAUUACACUGGAAAUCAUCCUAAACGAGAGUUAGAGUCAACAGUGUUACCGGUUGCGUGCUCUCUAGAUAUUCAGAGUUUGGAUGUAUCGAAUAAUCAAAUAUCCGUACUGCCGCCAUUUGGAUUUUCAGCCCUUAAACGAUUGAGAACACUCAAUAUAUCCGGUAAUGCCAUCAGCAUGGUUGAUGACAGUGCACUACGUGGUUUGAGAUCGCUGGAAGUAUUUGACCUAUCGAGUAAUAGAAUUGUCGCACUUCCCGCUGGAAUGUUCAAGGAUGCUACGAAUACACUCAAGGAAUUGCGGCUUCAGAACAAUUCGAUCAGUGCACUUGCGCCGGGUCUUGUGGCUGACAUGAAUCAGCUUGUCACCUUGGAUCUAUCAAGGAAUACAUUGACGAGUUCCUGGCUCAAUGCUGGCACAUUCGCUGGGUUGAUUCGUCUGGUUUUGCUGGAUCUCUCGCGUAAUAAAAUUGUCAAAGUCGAUCCAGCGCUAUUCAAAGACCUUUACACACUACAGAUACUCAAUCUCCAUCACAAUGAGAUUGAUACAAUACCCGCUGACACAUUCUCACCAAUGAGUAAUCUUCACACACUCGACCUGGCACACAAUAAACUCACUUAUUUAGACGCAUAUUCACUUAAUGGUCUAUUUGCCAUGUCAUUAUUCUCGUUGGACUCAAACUUACUGGAAGGUAUUCAUCCAGAUGCUUUUAGAAAUUGUUCCAGCAUGCAGGAUCUCAAUUUGUCAGGGAACAAUCUCGACGCAAUACCCGUUGCUCUCAAAGACAUGCGAAUGCUGAAAACUUUGGACUUGGGUGAGAACCAAAUAAAGAACCUUGAGAAGCCAGGCUUCAGAGGAAUGUUUAGUCUGUACGGAUUGCGUAUGAUUGGUAAUGAGAUUGUUAACGUGACUAAAGAGGCACUCUCCGAAUUGCCAGUACUUCAAAUUCUCAAUUUAGCCAGGAAUCAAAUUCAGUAUGUAGAACAUGCUGCAUUUUCGGGAAGUCCAGCAUUGCAGGCAAUAAGGCUGGACGCCAAUUUCCUCCAGGAUAUAUCUGGCAUAUUCGCCAAUGCGCCGAGUCUUCUAUGGCUCAACAUGUCCGACAACAUGAUAAAACAUUUUGAUUACAGCGUUCUACCAGAGCAUCUCCAGUGGUUAGAUCUCCACAAGAACCAGAUCACUGAUCUCGGUGUUUCACCGGUGGGUUUUCACCUGCAGACACUCGACAUAUCUUUCAACAAAUUGACGAAAAUCCAUCCAAGAUCUGUGCCAGACUCAAUCGAGCUUCUCUUUGUCAACGACAACUUGAUUCAUACAGUCGAGCCACAAACUUUUCACGACAAGGAGAAUCUCACCAGAGUAGAUCUGUACGCCAAUCAGAUAGUGAAAAUGGAUCUUUCAGUGUUCCAGUUGGCGCAAGUACCGGAGAAUCGUCCAUUACCCGAAUUUUACAUCGGCGGAAAUCCCUUCAUUUGUGAUUGUACGCUCGAAUGGCUCCAGAGGAUAGAUUCAUUGCCCAUGAGACAGCAUCCAAAGGUCAUGGACCUCGAAUCAGUGUACUGCCGUCUCCCCUAUGAUAGACAUCGUUCUUUCAUACCCCUCCUCGAAGCUAAACCAUCACAAUUUCUCUGUACGUACAAAACUCACUGCUUUGCCCUGUGUCACUGCUGUGACUUUGAUGCAUGUGAUUGUGAGAUGACUUGUCCAACCAACUGCACGUGCUACCACGAUCAAUCAUGGUCAGCUAAUGUCGUUGAUUGCUCCAACUCGGGGUAUAAAAGUCUACCGGGACGACUUCCAAUGGACGCCACGGAGGUUUACCUCGAUGGUAACAAUUUCGGUGAGCUCACGUCACACUCUUUCAUCGGUCGUAAAAAUCUGGAGGUGCUCUAUGUCAACGACAGCAACAUAAUUGCCAUUCACAAUCACACCUUCAGCGGUUUGAAGCGCCUCAUUGUCCUUCAUCUUGAGAACAAUAAAAUUGCCGAACUCAAUGGUGUAGAACUGCUGCCACUGGAGAAUCUCAAGGAGCUCUAUCUUCAGAAUAACCUGCUUGCCCACAUCGACAACGGUACAUUCUUGCAGCUGAGUAAGCUGGAGGUCCUCAGACUGGACAAUAAUCGUCUGGGUACCUUUGCCCUGUGGCAACUCGCUCAGAAUCCAUAUCUAGUCGACAUUAGCGUUUCAAAUAAUCCAUGGAGCUGCGAGUGUACAUAUCUCGAUCACGUGCGUGACUGGAUGUCGAAGAAUACAGCUAAGAUCAGCGAUUGGAAACGGGUCACGUGUGCACUUGGUAUGCCAAUAACGCUUCCAGCCAAUGGAUCCGUAAUAAACUGUGCAGCAUUGAGGGGUACAACAUCAGCUAUUGAGACGCGGCCCUUGGAGGCAUAUCUGCCACUCCUACUAGCCACAGCCGUACUUUUCUUUGCCAUGGUUGCAUUACUCUGCGGUGCAUUUCGACAUCGCAGAACUAUCAGAACAUGGGCAGCCAGUAGAUGUGGCCUCCGUGCUUGCUACAAAACUGCUGCAUUCGAGGAUCGUGAAAAGCCAUUUGACGCUUAUAUAUCUUACUCAGCAGUUGAUGAAAAUUUUGUAUCGAGAGUAUUAGUGCCCGGUCUUGAGUCGUCCUAUCGUCUGUGUUUACAUUAUCGAGACUUGGGUGCUGGUGCUAAUGUUGCUGAUGCCGUUGCUGAAGCUGCCGACUCUUCCAGACGUACCAUUCUCAUUUUGUCACGUAAUUUCUUGCACGGCGAAUGGGCGAGAUUUGAAUUUAAAUCAGCUCUCAGAGAGGCGCUCAGGGGAAAAGGCAGAUCAGUCAUACUUCUUCUCGUUGGUGGUGUUUGUCCACGCGAUCUCGAUGCUGAUCUAAGAAAAAGAAUCUCUUCGCACACUGUACUCGUCUGGGGUGAUAAACUCUUCUGGCAGAAACUUAAAUUUGCCAUGCCCGAUGUAUCACCAAUACCAGUAAUGGAUCGACCACUGCCACUGCCACCACCACCACCACCACCGACCCAGCACCUGUGGGCAUAGGACCAUAAAUUAGAUGUGAAUCCUAGCCAGGGGUAUUAUCGAACUUUAUCCACGUAUGGAGUCUCUGGAUAUCACGGGAGAGACGGAUUCCACAGUAUUGAGACUAUUCUAUCUACUUAUGAUCAUGAAGAAAUUCUUACUAUUGCGCUGGAGUACACAUAAUGCCAUUUGCCGAUUACCAUUUAAUAGCCAUUUCUACAUUUGAAAAGAAAAAAUGAAAAAAAAAUCGUGAUAGCUUUCGUAGUUAAAAAAAAUCGUAAUUAGUGCAAGAAUCAGCAUACUCCUCGUAUCUUGUAUUACAACGAAUUACCAUUUUUCUCUUUCUUAACGGGCAGUCGUUGAGCCGACGAUUCGUGUUUAUUCAAAUGGAAAAAAAAAAUUAAUGAGAAUGAAAAAGAAUUAUGGGAAAUUGUUCUUCGCUACUCUUCUUGUUUGUUCAGAGCUCGGAUGAGGCACAGGCGCCUUGGGCUGUAAAUGUAAAUACAAAUUUUGUAUAUUUGUAAUAUAGAUAG
Molecule: messenger RNA, 5124 nt
Organism: Fopius arisanus
Lineage: Eukaryota; Metazoa; Arthropoda; Insecta; Hymenoptera; Braconidae
Gene: Toll-6
Product: Toll-like receptor 6
Exons: 3
Coding region: 944-4612 (1222 amino acids)
Biological process (GO): signal transduction
Molecular function (GO): protein binding
Source: RefSeq, a predicted model, not a curated record